Helicoverpa armigera (cotton bollworm) is the source of this 885-nucleotide messenger RNA. Its product is annotated as allergen Tha p 1. The coding region runs from base 245 to 616 and encodes 123 amino acids. Lineage: Eukaryota; Metazoa; Arthropoda; Insecta; Lepidoptera; Noctuidae. The record is from RefSeq and is a predicted model, not a curated record. The transcript is spliced from 3 exons.
AAUGAAGGUCAAUACACGGUGGCCAGACUGGUUGCACGACGACCUCAAAAUUAUUAUUAGAUUUAUUUAGAUUUUCAAAUCAUAAUGAAGAACUUUUGAAUCAAUCUAGUUCUAUGGCAGUGAAUGGUGGAAGCAGGUUCCUAAUUUCUUGUGAGAGUAGUGUAGAUUAGGCUAUUAUUGAUAAGUUGGUAUAAGUUGUUGGUGGUUGCAGUUUGGUGAUAAAGUGUAAAUACAAGAGUUGAAGAUGAAGACCCUGGUUCUGCUACUCCUGGCAGCAGUGGUGACAGCACAGUAUGAAGAAGACACAUAUGGAACCGAUCACGACGAUUUAGACAUAGCAGCUGUGGUGGAAGAUAAGGACCAAUUCAAUAGCUUCAUCGACUGCUUUAUAGACGAGGCUCCUUGUGACGAUGUUGCUGAUACAUUUAAAAGUGUAAUUCCUGAAGCGGUUCAGGAAGCCUGUGCCAAAUGCACACCAGCACAGAAGCACAUAGUGAGAGUAUUCAACGAAAGCUUCAAGAAGAAAAUGCCUGAAAAGUUUCAGAAGUUCAAGAACAAAUACGAUCCAGAAGGGAAAUAUUUCGACAAUUUUGAAGCUGCAGUUGCCGCGUUUUAGAUAAUGUAACAUUUUGUUUGUUAAGAGUAAUUUUAAACGAUAUUUUUUGGACUUCUGUAGUAGAAAAAAUAAACUUAGGAUUAACUAGUUGAUAAUGUGCAUUAUUUAAUAGUUACUUAAUAACCUUACAUAAGAUAAAUCGUUAUAAUAUUUUCUUUGUGAUGAAAGAUGUUUUGACUUCAGUUAUGGAAAUAAUUAUGAUAUCUAUGGAAACAUGAUAUAAGUGAUGAUAACAAAUGAUCUAGCGAUAAGUAAAUUUGUAUAACUAU